AUGCGCCGCCACGAGUCUCCGAUAUCUCGUGAGUACCUGACGCUUACGGCACCCGUCACCAGAGACCGCAUGUGCUUUUUGGCGAUAUGUCCCAAUCUGGCGAGAUGUAAUGACAUCGUUCAGCAUCAGUGUUCGAAAUCCAAUCACUAUCCGAUGGAGCACAUGAUUAGCCCAUGUUCCGAGUUCCGGGAUAUCAAUUACAUAUCUAUGGAUGACUUAAACAAGGAGUGCCUUAUCUGUGUUAUCUUCAAAGAAUUUGGGUUGGAGCCGUGUGAUCGGAGUUACUUUGCGAAGCCCUGUUCGGCUGCUUCUGUGCACGACCCGGGUCAGAACUUGACGAUAAUGAGCCGAAUGGUAAAAAUCUCUCAGCUGCAGAGGAGCCGUGAAAAAAAUAGCCAUAGGAUGGAGCCAUACUCUGGGAUAUGUUUAUUUGCUGAAAACAGAUACACUUUGCGGUGCAACAAGCAUGACGUAUUCGGGGUAACCAAAGGGUAG
Messenger RNA from Guyanagaster necrorhizus, 495 nucleotides. RefSeq lists its product as uncharacterized. Lineage: Eukaryota; Fungi; Basidiomycota; Agaricomycetes; Agaricales; Physalacriaceae. The coding region runs from base 1 to 495 and encodes 164 amino acids. The record is from RefSeq and is a predicted model, not a curated record. The transcript has 5 exons.